GAUAGCAACGAAAGUCAACAACUCAGACAACUCAAAAUGAGCCGCUAUGACCAGUAACCUGUAAACUACUCCUACUCUCAUAGAUCGACAGCCAAAUUUACAAUUAGCAAAUUCAAGUCCGCCACACACGGUCAUGUCUAAACACGUGAAACCCCUCAUCCCAAACGGCCUGAUGGCCAUUCUGGCAGGCUUCAGUCGAGCAUACCUAAGGAAGAGGCCAACUGACUUUGGGCUAUUUGCCAUGUACUACUGUAUGGAACUGCGGAAAUACAGAGAUGAAAUACCAGCCUAUUCACCAAACAUGCUAGUGAAAGAAUUUCAUAAACAUAGAGCCGAGAGACUCUGUGGCAAUGCCUAUGAAGAGGAACUGCUGAAGUAUGGAUACAAAGUGACCUCCAAGGAGGAUGUGACUUUUAAUGCCCUGGAGAUCACCUCUCAGGACCUACAAAUACUAGGCAGUAGGGAGAGACGGAUCAACAGACAGUACUCAACCACCACUAGCCCAUGUGGAGAACAAGUGAACAAUAUUACAGCUCCAUCAGCCAUGGAGCAGCAGGUGAACCAAACCCUGGGGGCUGCAGCUAUGGAGCUAGGGGCACUGGUUGGCAACAUUGACCCCACAACAUCAACAAGCCCUGUUCAACCAACCAACAAUAAUGCCAACAACACCCAACACGUGGUACAGGCAUCCUCCCAGGCAGUAGCAGGUCUGGAAUCCACUGAGAACAAGACUGGUGAAGUUGCUCCACAAGUCAAACCUGGCUCAGCAGAGAUAUUGGCCAGCAGCAGCGAGGCCAGUAUUUCUGGACAUGCCUGUGCUCCCCAGCAUUACACACCCAUCAGCCAGGAGGGGGUGUGUGCUUGUGCCCCCAUGCCCACAGAGAUACCCUGCUACCCCAGAUUUCCUCAGAAUUACCCGCCAUACCCUCCACCACCACCCUACCUCCCAGGCCUUCAUCAUUAUUUGGACCUCAUGUCUGGCCAAUAUGUCCAGCCGUCCUGCAGAUGCCAGCUAUAUGGCAGAGUGGUAUAUCGUCCCCCCAGUCAGCCAGUGCUGCCCCAGUGUCACCAUGCCGCUCCACUGCCAUUGCCCCAGUGCACUCACCAGCACCUCAGCCCUUCUGCCAGCUGCAUUCAAGUGACUCCAACCAUGGGGCCCUCCUGCCCCUAUGGAGAACAGAGCCCUUUCUCACGGUACAUCCCUGUGCCUGUCCUCACCAAUCACUUUGGCUCCCUUUACUACAGACCCAGGAUUGCCACAGGUGUGCCUGGCUGCAGGAGCGAGUGCCUACCCACAUCCAGACGGCUCAGCUGCACUUCCUGCAACGUGAGUGACAGCUCUAGCUGUGGGCCAGAGCCCGCGGCCCAGGCCUCCUGUCAUGGAGGAUAUCGAGGACAGUGUGGGGGUGAUGCCAACCAUGGACCAGUCCCUGCCGGUGCACUAAGGUCCCUGUAUGCCCCUGUGCCGUGCCCCAUUGGACUGCAGAGAAGGGAUGCCCCGGCACAGCGACCAUGCAGCGCCCCAACUAGGAGGGUUGUUCCACUAACCACGCAGAACCAGAAUAGCCCUUUCCCAUCCGAAUAAGGAACAGAAUGCCCAGACAUGAACUGAACACAAAGCCCUGCAACUUUAUCAUCGAUUUUUAUAAUCAAUAAAGUAGUUUGCAGAUUCGUU
Molecule: messenger RNA, 1675 nt
Organism: Coregonus clupeaformis (lake whitefish)
Lineage: Eukaryota; Metazoa; Chordata; Actinopteri; Salmoniformes; Salmonidae
Exons: 6
Coding region: 134-1585 (483 amino acids)
Source: RefSeq, a predicted model, not a curated record